AUGCCGGCGCCGCGCGAGAUCUCCUCGCAGUCGGAGUUCGAUGCUGCGCUGUCCGGCGCAGGCCAGGCGUUGGUAGUCGUCGACUUCCACGCCACGUGGUGCGGGCCAUGCAAGGCUAUCGCCCCGGUCUACGCCUCUCUCGCCUCCUCGCAUCCCAACGCCCUCUUCCUCAAAGUCGACGUCGACAAAGUCUCCACCGUGGCGCGCGCACAGAAUGUCACUGCCAUGCCCACCUUCAGCUUCAUCAAGUCCAGCCGCACGCUCGAGCAGCUGCGCGGCGCAGACCCCAACAAGCUGCGCUCGCUCGUGCAGAAGUACGACGAUGGAAAGGCGCCCGCUGGUGGCUUCCCCGGCGGAGGUCGCACCAUCGGUGGUGCGACGCCUGCGUCGACGACACCGCCCGGCGCGGGAAACCCGCUCAACGGCGUCAAGAUGGAGAAUCUGCUGCCGCUCGUCGUCGUCGCGCUGUAUCUCGCAUACGUCCUCUGGCCGUAG
Messenger RNA from Tilletiopsis washingtonensis, 495 nucleotides. Its product is annotated as thioredoxin-like protein. Lineage: Eukaryota; Fungi; Basidiomycota; Exobasidiomycetes; Entylomatales. The transcript has 3 exons. Bases 1 to 495 code for a protein of 164 amino acids. The record is from RefSeq and is a predicted model, not a curated record.